Messenger RNA from Malassezia sympodialis ATCC 42132, 2361 nucleotides. RefSeq names its product fanconi-associated nuclease 1. Gene Ontology annotation, cellular component: nucleus. Gene Ontology annotation, biological process: interstrand cross-link repair. The record is from RefSeq and is a predicted model, not a curated record. Gene Ontology annotation, molecular function: flap-structured DNA binding; 5'-flap endonuclease activity; 5'-3' exonuclease activity. NCBI's taxonomy places the organism in Eukaryota, Fungi, Basidiomycota, Malasseziomycetes, Malasseziales, Malasseziaceae.
AUGUCCAUGAACUUUUUUGCGGACUUGGAGGAAGCGGCCGCCAAGGCGGGCACACCGAAACGCGAGUCGUUUUUUGGGCCGACAGUUGAGCUGCAUCCUUGGUAUAUGGACCCUCAUAGGAUCUCAGGCCGCGAAAAGCGCGCAUCUGACGCCCAAAAGGAAUUAUCUCGGUAUGUUUUAUCCCCUAACCCCAGCCGACAAGACGAGGCGCGUAAGCAGCGCGAAGAUCCUCUGGCUCACAUGCCACGCUCUUCGCGUCCCAUCCAGUAUGCCCCCUCUCCGUCGGCCACUCUGUCCGAGGAGCCGCGUUUUUUCGACGGCGGGCUCGUGCAGAGCGCGCAGCACGAGUCCAUCGCGCUUCCUGAUGCCGCGCCUCGUCGCGUCUUUCGUGGCGAGUCCAUGUAUGUCGAGCUACUGCAGGAUAUGAUUUGCACAGUUCUCGCCGGCGAAUCUCACUUAUUCACGCCCCGAGAACAGGCAAGCCUCUCGGCCUUUUUUACCAUGCCAUACGAUGCACGUUACCUUUUCGCUCGUCUUCUCCAGCGCAAACGCGAUCAGUGGUAUCGCCUUGAUAAGCUCGAGUACCGUGACGACGUACAGGAUCUCGCUCAGGCAGCACACAACCUGUGUACGCCCUUUGCUGCACCGCUUCCCGCACCUCCUGCGUCAUGGGAGGAGGCAGAACUCUAUCGCUUUGCAAUGAUGGAUGCGGAAAUGGACGGCGGACUCCCCGCUAGGCUCGAGCUGCUUACAGUCGAUGAGCUCAAAACUCUGGCGAAACAGCUGGGUCGCCGGGUCGCUCGCUCCACGCGCGCUGCACUCCUGGACGCGCUGCUAGCCAAGCCUACCAAUGCGACGCUGUGCUUUCAGGCUGAUCGACUGGGCCUACAGAUGCAGUCGACGUCGGAGCGACUAGAGCAGGCUAUGGCGGUGCUCAUGCAGGGUGGAUGCCUCCGGCUCGUGCCGGCUGCUACACAUCUGCUGGACCGUGUGGCACUUGUAUACUAUCGUGGUCUUCCCGUGCUGGGAUCGAUGCUCACGUCGGCCAUCUUACAGCGUACACGUAAGUACCACUUUCCUUCCUACACGGUCCAGCGUACGCCGGACCUGUUUCCCGACCGCGCACAGCUCUUGUCGUUUGAGAGGGCGUGUGCCAAGGCGGAGGAGGCCGACCAGUUUGUCGAGGCUUGGCGUAUGAACCUUGAUGCAGCUCGUGCAUGUGCGCAGCUGUUGUUCGAUUGUGAGGCGACAUGGCAGGACGCACUGAGCCAAGUGCGGGCUCUCUGGCCAGAGGGUGUUCCGUCUUCGCAGUAUGCGCGUAUGCGCUUUCACGCUGGCUGGCCGCUAACGCGCGUUCUCUUUAAAGGAUGCGAAGCUCUCGCACGUCUUGGACGGCAUGAGCAGGAGGCUGUGGUACUGCAGCAGUUAUUAGCACAGCGCUAUUUCUGGCGCGGUCGCCGCGGCGCAUGGCACGAGCGUUUAUCUGUGAUUGCUGCGCGACAUGGGCGUAAAAAUGAGGCCCUACAGCGAUGCCUCGAGGCGCUCAACGACCCCGAUACCCCGUGGGCCUACAUGGCCCGAUUGCAGCGGCGUGUGGAACGACUCGAGUCGCAGCUCAAACUCCCACUGCCUUCGCGCCACUUUUUCGAGCGACUGCGAUCUCCCACGCAAGUGUCAUGGGUCGGCGUGCGGUGGGUCGACACGAAUGCCGAGCCGUGCGACACACCUUCGGGUACGCAAGUGCGUACGCGCUGGCGAGCCGACAAUGGAAGCGCCUGCAGUGUCGAGGAGCUGUGCCUUGAGCGGUAUGCACAGCAAGGUUUUCGUGGUUUUCACUGCGAGGGCGACCUGGUGUUCUUUCUAUACGUGUUGCUUAUGUGGGACGUGCUUUUCGCGCCAGUACCUGGGGCGUUUGAAACGCCGUACCAGCGGGCACCGCUCGAUGUGGAUACGGAUGCAUUUUUAUUUGCUCGGCGGCCUAUAAUGGAGAAGCAGCUCGAACGGAUUGAGCGGACAGGAGGUCUGGAUAUCAUACAGAGUGUGGAUGCGCGUGAGCGCCCGCUGCAAACGUAUGCACAGGGCUGCCGGUGGGACAUGUUUUCCACCGAUGUGUUACAGGAGGUAGCCCUGUGCCUCGGCGGCCGUGCCCUCGCUGUCCUAUGCCGAGUAAUAUGUGAGGAGGGGGGUGGGCGUCCGCGGGGAUUUCCGGAUUUGAGUUUGUGGCGGUACAGCGACAGACAAGUGCGGUUCGUCGAGGUAAAGAGUCCGAACGAUCGUCUGAGUGAGUCGCAGAAGGUGUGGAUCGACGCGCUCCUGCGUGCCGGUAUCCAUGUAGAGCUUGCCAAGGUGCAUGAUGGGUAA